AUGCGCCUGGCGGUUGCUGAGAUUACCUGCCAGCCUUUCACAUUAACCAUCUCUGUUUUACACCGCAUCAGCAGAUCUGGUUUGCCCUCCUCGUCCCGCCUUGCUCGCGCGGGGCUCCGGCCGCCAGCAGACGAGGACCUUGCCGCCGGCAUGGUCUUCGUGGUUGGGCAAACAAUAAUAGAAACAUCCCAGCCGACUAAGCUCGACCGUGAUGGGGAUUCGUCUGGCAAUGGCACGCUACCUACGAGGAACGACUCCAGCCAUGAGAUGAAACUUGAACCUCCGAGGAAGAGCGACAGAAACGGGGAUCUGGGUAUGUCGGCAGUCGACCUAGCUGGGCUCGGCGACCUAGCGCUACUGUCAUCCUUUUUUCUCUCCGGCGACGGCUCCUGGCGGACGGUAGCCGUCGCCACCGCCGGCGUACCUGCCGCUCACCUGUCAAAUCUGCACGAUAAUUCCCUACAUUGUGGCAUGUCGAGUUCCCUGCGUAGUGUACGGCUCAGUGGAGAUUGCAAAGCCUGUCAAGCCCACAGCAAGUCUGAAACGACAGGGAAGAGACGGCCGAUCUUCCUCGCCUCGCUGAGGCGACGAAACAUGCCAUUUUCGACGUCGACUUCUCCUCGACCCGUGGUGGCCGUGGUGGUCGUCGCGGUGGGCAUCCAUGACAACCCCAGUCGUGCCCAGCAGUCGUGCCGGCCGCUUCCCAAGGCGAAGUAUGAUUCGUGCACGAACCAGCCUGUCCGUCCCUUUGCAGGGUAUCUCGUUGGUGCGUUCCGGUUGGCUCAAGUGUGGUCCGACACCACUCAUGGAAUCCAGAGCAUCGACGACCAGCUGCCAGAGUGGCCGUUCGAAGCAUGUCUUCCUCGACAGGCUCCGCUGCCACGGAUCCUGAUGAUUGGAACGGACGGUCGGCCGGGAGAUCUGGAGUACACGGACUGGUGCUUCCUAUUCUCGAGCCUCGUGGGCUAG
Molecule: messenger RNA, 969 nt
Organism: Colletotrichum orchidophilum
Lineage: Eukaryota; Fungi; Ascomycota; Sordariomycetes; Glomerellales; Glomerellaceae
Exons: 4
Coding region: 1-969 (322 amino acids)
Source: RefSeq, a predicted model, not a curated record